UAGAUAAGGUGGCAGGCAGAGUCAGAAAGUGUGGAUGUUUCCAUCGCUCGUCCGCCUUUGGAAUGCUGUCGCUGUGGAGAAGACUACCAAUGAUUCUCCUUAACAGCAGUCACUGUUUCACGGAUGCACUUCAUCCCACCAGGAAGGGAAGCUGAACUUGGUCGACAAGCAAGCAAGGUCUGGACAUGUCAACUAACCCUCUGACCAUGCCUAACAAACCGCCGUUAGCAGCACCCUCCCAGUUAAACCCUAACAGGACCGCAGCACCACACAUCUCUGUCAACAACAUGACCAUGGCACCUAUGUCUAUCAACAACAACACCACGGCAGCACCCACGUCUGUCAACAACAGCACUACAGCACCCGUGCCUGUCACCCAUAGCCCGCGGGCAGCCAGCUUUGUCGCCAAUAACACUGCGGCACCUAUCUCGGCCACCAAUAGCACGGCCCUAGCCACCACCGCGGCCCCUGGUUUCAUCAUCAGCUGGUUGGACAAGAUCCCCUUGCCGCGAUGGGCCAUCUACGCCAUCUUGGCUCUCAUCCUUCUGGUGGUACUGAUCUGUGUGCUGUGCGUGUGCAUCAAGUGCUGCUGCCGGGGGAAGAAGAAGAAGAAGAAGAAACUGGAGCAGCAGGUCAAUAUGAAGGGCCUGAACGGCUCCACCACCACCGCGCUGGUCCAGCCUGACGUGAAUGAUGUGGAGUAUGGUUCAGCGGACAACCCGAGGGGCCAGCUUCUGUAUUCUCUGGAGUACAGCGCACCCAAAUCUGAGUUGACAGUGGGUAUAAAGCAGGCUGCUGGUCUGAAGGCCAUGGACAUUGGUGGGACAUCCGACCCCUAUGUGAAACUCUAUCUUCUCCCCAACAAGUCCAAGACGUACGAGACUAAGGUCUUCCGGAAAACACUGCAGCCGGUCUUUAACGAGCACUUCAAGUUCCAGAUCAAGCAGCCUGAGCUUAGCGAGUCCACACUAGUGAUGCAGGUGUAUGAUUUCAAUCGGUUCUCAAAGCACGACAUCAUUGGUGAACUCCGGCUACAGCUGUCCUCAGUGGACUGGAACCAUGUCAUUGAGGAGUGGAAAGAUCUGACCGAGGCAUCCAAGUUUGAGCAAGAGAAUUUGGGAGAUAUCUGCUUCUCGCUGAGAUAUGUCCCCACAGCCAGUAAGCUUACUGUUGUUAUUCUUGAAGCAAAGCAUUUGAAAAAAAUGGACCAUGGAGGAGGUUUAUCUGAUCCUUAUGUCAAAAUUCAGUUGACAUUGGACAAGAAAAAAUGGAAGAAAAAGAAAACAUCUGUGAAAAAGAGGACACUAAACCCAUAUUUUAAUGAGUCUUUUACAUUUGAAGUUUCUUUUGACCAGAUUCAGAGGGUCCAGUUGGUGAUUUCCGUGUGGGACCAUGACAAAGUCAGCAGGAACGACGCCAUCGGGAAGAUUUUCCUGGGCUGCGACGCCUCGGGCAACCAGCUGCGGCACUGGGCAGACAUGCUGUCCAACCCCCGCCGGCCAGUGGCCCAGUGGCACACCCUCCUACCCGCCGAACAGGUGGAUGCCACCCUGGCACUCAAGCACACCAUCAAGAUCCCCUUCACUGGCAAAACCUUCUGAUGGGACUAUCCACCUUUAUCCAACAAGUCCUCGUGUCCAUUUCAUAUCAUUUUGUACCCUGACAGAGUUUCCGGUCUGCUAGUUCAGAUUAAUGGGUGUCACUAAAAUCUAUGGACUUGAGAGCCCCCCAUGCUAGCAUUGUGACGCCCAUGUAACUGGUGGAUAAUUAAGUGGAUAUUAAGACCGGCAGAUGAGGGACCAAAAUCCUAUAAUGAUGAUCAAUGGGCCAGCAAUGGAAUUGCUAAAUGCUAGCAGACACUGCAAACAAACCAAGGGAGCAGCAAGCACAAUGGUGCAGCAAAACACUCGGGAUAAAGCUGACUGUGUUAUCCAGCAUAUAUGGAAGGAAAUAUGUAGUUCAUGUUAAAUUAAUGUUACUCUGGAAUAAAACAAUCAAAUAGAUGGGCAAAAUGGAGCUUCAAUCAUUUCAAUACUCAAAAACAUAUACGUUC
Molecule: messenger RNA, 2053 nt
Organism: Engraulis encrasicolus (European anchovy)
Lineage: Eukaryota; Metazoa; Chordata; Actinopteri; Clupeiformes; Engraulidae
Product: synaptotagmin-1-like
Exons: 9
Coding region: 186-1601 (471 amino acids)
Biological process (GO): regulation of dopamine secretion; regulation of calcium ion-dependent exocytosis; calcium ion-regulated exocytosis of neurotransmitter
Cellular component (GO): synaptic vesicle membrane; plasma membrane; axon
Molecular function (GO): phosphatidylserine binding; clathrin binding; calcium-dependent phospholipid binding
Source: RefSeq, a predicted model, not a curated record